AUGCUCGACAUGGCAGAGGAAAAUAGACAGAACCAGUCUCAAUUUCAAGUGCAGAUUAUCGUCACCCCUGUACAAGGCUGCGAUGGGAGAGCCGAAAUUAGGAUUAUUGGUGGAACCCCUAGGUCCAGCACACCGACUUCACCAACACAUCGACCGGUUGAACAAGACGUGAACACUAAUACGGCUGACGCGUUGAAGAAGAAAGUUAACCAACAUUUUCUGAGCCCCUCUGAAGGAUAUCGCUGCCAUGAGAAGAGAAAAAUCAGCAACAGUAAGUAAAAUAUAUGCUGUACAGGUAUCGCUACUAGAGUUUGAACUUAAACUAUUUAAAGGCGACAUAUUUCCACGAAAACGCAACUUCCGAGUU
Acanthoscelides obtectus is the source of this 367-nucleotide messenger RNA. Lineage: Eukaryota; Metazoa; Arthropoda; Insecta; Coleoptera; Chrysomelidae. The record is from the annotation of a GenBank genome assembly.